Daldinia caldariorum is the source of this 2142-nucleotide messenger RNA. RefSeq names its product alpha/beta-hydrolase. The transcript has a single exon. Bases 378 to 1931 code for a protein of 517 amino acids. The record is from RefSeq and is a predicted model, not a curated record. Lineage: Eukaryota; Fungi; Ascomycota; Sordariomycetes; Xylariales; Hypoxylaceae. Gene Ontology annotation, molecular function: 1-alkyl-2-acetylglycerophosphocholine esterase activity.
GAGGACUAUUGUAUUAUUUAUAAGCUAGAUCGACUUGUUCUGCUUACACGUCGCCAGAGCUGGUAAGCUGGAAGGAGAUGAGAUCAGGAGCUUUCACAACAAGCAAUAGAGUUAGGUACCUACCUCAGGUACCUAAGGCAACCUGUUAACAGGGGUAUCUACAUGUACCUACCUGGUAUGUUCAAGCCACAUGCGUAACGUGUGGAGCUCUAUGUAUAUAAUAUCCUAUUGCAUCAUCGUCUUCUUGAUUUCGACAACUUUAGGUACUUUUAAAUACCUAACUGUAGUAUUCAGUUUACUUGUAUUCAACUCUCUCAUGCGUUUUAACUCAAAGUAAUUAAUUCGGUUAUUUCGAGACUAAACUUUCGAAACUCACGAUGAAGCCGUUCCCAGAUGCCAAGAGUACCACGCCUUUAAGGAGGUUAAAGAUACCCCCUAUUCUCCGCUCCCGAUACUCAUGGCGAUGGAUAAUCGUACUCAUCUUUCUCUCUUGCUAUUUGUUCUCUUUGCCUCCAUUCCCUCGACCAUUACCUAAAUACAGUGGUCCGUAUCCUGUCGGCGCAGUUGAUGUCGAGAUACCUUUAACAUCACCACGUAUUAUCGAUACUGCUCAAUUCAAAAAGACAAAGGCGAAUGCCUUCGAGUUGAAUACCGUAUUAUUUACGCUAUAUUACCCAUCGGUACAGCAUGCCACUAGUCGUCGGCCGAAACACAACUGGGUUCCAAAACCGAUAUCUGUGACUGGUGAAGGCUACGCCAAGUUUGCGCGCGUCAAUAAUUUCAUUAUGAAAAAGGUCUUCACAGGAGCACUCAAGGCUCUUGUUGGACACAUCCCAAUUCCAGCCAAUGUAGAUGUCCCAUUGGCCGGCCUUGCAUCCACAGUCAUGUCGAUACCGGAGAUCCAGAAUGUCAAUACAGAGAUUGAGAAGGUGAUACAAAUUGAAAAGGGCGGCCACCCGGUCAUUGUGUUUUCUCACGGUAUGGCAAGCAGUCGCACAGAUUAUACACAUUAUGCCGGUGAACUGGCAUCGCGAGGUUAUAUUGUAGCGCUUCUCGAGCAUAGGGAUGGGUCGUGUCCCGGAUCCGUUGUCAUGCAACAUGGCAAACCAGACCAGGUAAAACUCACCUUUGACGUGCCGGAAGUGGAGACUAUUAAGGGGAAGGAUUUAACGGUGGAUGAAUUCAAAAGAGCGCAGCUCGACUUCCGAGAGGCUGAGAUCGAGGAGACCGUACGCGUGUUAAAGUUAAUCAACGAGGGGCAGGGGAAGGAGGUCUUCAAAUCGAACAUGCGGGAUGAAGGUGUUGAUUUCCUGAACUGGGAAGGCCGCCUCAAUACGGACGAGAUGAUCGUCGCAGGUCACAGUUACGGCGCCACAGGUGCUAUGCAAGCAUUGAGAGGCGGGCCCAGCGGGAGGCGUCCGUUCAAAGGCGGCGUAAUCCUGGACCCGGGAAAGCAGAGCGGGCAGCUCAACGACGACAUUCGGGUCCCCGUGCUCGUGAUCCACAGCAACUCCUGGAGCAGCAAGUACAGCCUGUUCUACGGGCGCGCGCACUUUGACAUGGUGCGAGAUAUCGUCGAGAACAACGUGCUACGCGGCAUGCCCUCCUGGUUCGCGACGUCGCUCGGUACUUCCCAUCCGUCCGUCACGGACGCGCCGCUGCUGGAGCCGUUGCUACUCAGCUGGACUACCGGCGCGCGGAUUGAUGUGUACGAGGGUUUAAGGCAGUACAUGCACGUCACGGAGAAUUUCUUGUGGUUCCUAUCCACGGGUGAGAAGCGUGGCCUGUUGAGGGAGAAGGCCGAGUUCCCGCAGUACGACGAGGGUAAGGGGUUUGGAAUGUGGAAGCCGGCGCAGGGUGAGAAUGAGAAGACCGGCGGGUCUUGGUACAACUGGCGCAGGUAUUGGCAAGUCCAUGUUUCACCGAACUAGAUGUAUGGGAGGUGGGCAAUAAAUAGAAAGGAGGAAGGUAGAUCAGGAUGUCUGUGUUACUAGAUGCUUGUGUUACUAGAUGUAGCGAGGAUAAAAAUAAACAUUUCCAAGAAAAAUAAACGUGCACUAUUCAUGACCCCAGACAUUAUAUAUUGGUAUGGCUAGCUAUUCCUCCGGUCAAGUGGAAGAAGAGUCAUCUGGUGCUACGUAA